Labeo rohita (rohu) is the source of this 1520-nucleotide messenger RNA. It is a transcript of the gene ahsgb, whose product is annotated as alpha-2-HS-glycoprotein 1. Gene Ontology annotation, molecular function: cysteine-type endopeptidase inhibitor activity. Bases 52 to 1383 code for a protein of 443 amino acids. Lineage: Eukaryota; Metazoa; Chordata; Actinopteri; Cypriniformes; Cyprinidae. Gene Ontology annotation, biological process: negative regulation of endopeptidase activity. Gene Ontology annotation, cellular component: extracellular matrix; extracellular region; blood microparticle. The record is from RefSeq and is a predicted model, not a curated record. The transcript is spliced from 7 exons.
UGGACAAGAGAGGAGGACUUUUUCUUGGUUGAAGAUUUACCGUUCGUGUCCAUGUGCAGCAUGAGAGAGCUGGUGAUAUUAGCAGCUUUGGUCUCGGCUCUACACGGGGCCAGUCUCCCAGCAGAAACUGAUGUGGAAUAUAAGUGCCAAAAAGAUCAGGACAAAAUUGCUACAUUAGAAGCUGAGAGGUUCAUUAAUGGCCAUCACCGCCAUGGAUACAAAUUCAAAUUUGUCUCACAGGACAGUCGCAGUGCAGAUGAAAAGAAAGAUCCUUGUGAUGUCAUCUUGGGAAUAACCCUAGAGGAAACUGAAUGCCACAUUGUGAAUCCCAAACCUUUAGAUCAGUGUAAAGCUAGAAUGGAAUCAGAGACGAAAGUGACAGCAAAAUGUAAUGUGACAAUCUCCAGUGUUGAGGGAAAAGCAGCUGUGAAGCGUUAUAUCUGUGACACUGAACCAGGUUCACAUGAAAUGCUUGUGAAAAAAUGCCCUGACUGCCCCAGUCUGCUGCCCUUGCAUGACCCGAAGGCUCUGGAGAGUGUGAAAACUGCCCUGCAGAAAUUCAACAAACAGUCUAAUCACAAGUCUUACUUUAAACUGAUGGAAGUGGGAAGGAUCAGCACACAGUGGAUGUUUUCGGGUCAAAGCUACUUUGCUCAGUUUGCCAUUAUGGAGACAAACUGUACAAACAAGGAGGCACUCCAGAAAGAAGAAGCAUGCAAGGCUUUAUGUUGGGAUCAGGCUCGGUAUGGCUUCUGUAAGUCCUCCAAGGUCGGAACUGAGGAACCAGAAGUGGAAUGUGAGCUUUACGAAGCUCAGAACAUAACUCAUCCAAUGAAACACCCUGCUCAGUCAAGAAGAGACUGUAAAUUCCAUGGUCCCCCACGCCCCCACCAUCCAGGACAUCAACCAGGACAUCACCCAGAACAUGCAGGGCAUGACCACAAAGAUAAAAUACCUGGUCAUAGGGGGCGUCCAGAACUCCGAGGCCAUGACCACAAGGACAAAACACCUGACCAGAGGGGCCGUCCAGAACACGCAGGCCAUGACCACAAGGACAAAACACCUGACCAGAGGGGCCGUCCAGAACAUGCAGGCCAUGAUCCCAAGGACAAAAAACAUGAUCACAGGGGCCGUCCAGAACACGCAGGCCAUGAUCCCAAGGACAAAAAGCCUGACCACAGGGGACCCCCAGAACAUCCACAUCUCUGUCCAAGAGGCCCUCCAGGAGUUCCAGAAUCAGCACCUGAAGCCCGCCAUGAGUUCCCAUGCCAUGGCUUUGUAAAAAUACCCCCUUCUAUUUAUCCAAUCUGUCCAUUCCCUCCACCACGUCUUUGCUGGACCCCUCCAGGCCUUGUACUCCCUGGUCCUCCUCCUUCUCAGUAACUAACACUAAAUUCUGUGGAGGAACAUUCAGAUUUCAUCCUAUGUUGGCAGGUUUUAAAGGGCAAACAUUCAAAACUGAACAACAUAAAAGUGUUAAUGUCUCCAGAAUUUUCAGUCCAAUAAAUAUCGUUUACUGA